GAGAGAGGCGGAGAGAGAGCGAGUGUGUCCGUGUGAUGGCGUUGCCGGUUGAACACUUAUGAUCGGAAAACAUGGAGGCCGUCAGUGCAGUCAACGCCACGCCGGACGACCCCGGGUAUACUUACUACGACCCGACGACCGGCGCCGACCCCCCGGAGUUACCCACGCUGGUGUUUGAGGGAGUCAAUUUCCCAGAGGACACCAUCAAACUUUUGAGUGUGCAGGUGGUGUUGAUCUUGGCCUACAGCACCAUCAUCGUGCUGGGGGUUCUGGGUAAUUCUCUGGUCAUCUACGUCAUCUACCGUUUCAAGUCGCUCCGCACCGUCACCAACUUCUUCAUCGCCAACCUGGCUGUCGCCGACCUGCUGGUGAACACGCUGUGCCUCCCCUUCACCCUCGUCUACACGCUGCAGGGGGAGUGGAAGUUUGGCAGCACGCUCUGCUUCUUGCUGCCCUACGCCCAGGGGCUUGCCGUGCAUGUCUCCACGGUGACGCUUAACGUCAUUGCCCUGGACCGCCACAGGUGUAUCGUGUACCACCUGGAGACCAGGAUGCGCAAGGACGUGUGUUUCGGGGUGAUAGCGCUGACCUGGGUGCUGAGCGCCGUGCUUGCCAGUCCUCUGGCCAUCUUCAGAGAGUACGGCUCCUUCAGCAUGGAACCGGGACACACCAUACAGGUGUGCACGGAGAAGUGGCCCGGUAAAAACACGGACGGCACCGUCUACAGCAUCUCAAUGUUGAUCCUGCAGUACUUCCUGCCGCUGUCCAUCAUCUCCUUCGCCUACGCCCGCAUCUGGUCCAAACUGCGCGGCCACGUCAGCCCGGCGGAGAACGUCGGCGUCGGCAGCGGCAGCAGCGCCGCCGGCUCGGACCGCCACCGUCGGCGCCGCAAGACCACCAAGAUGCUGGUGACCAUGGUGGUGGUGUUCGGCGUCAGCUGGCUGCCCUUUCACGCCUUCCAGCUGGCCACCGACAUCGACAGCUCGGUGCUGGACCUGCGUGACUACCGGCUGCUCUACACAGUCUUCCACGUGGUCGCCAUGUGCUCAACGUUCGCCAACCCGCUGCUGUACGGCUGGAUGAACCGCAACUACCGCGCCGCCUUCCUCGCCGUCUUCAAGUGUCGCAAGGGGGCCGAUCGGGGCGGGAGGGGCGGCCGGCUGGACAGCAUCCACCCCGUCGGCGGCAGGGGAGGAGGAGGGAGGGCGAAGAAGAUAGUGCUCGAGACCCAGGACGUGGUGUCCACGCACCUGAACGCCACGGACGUGUGAGAGCCCGAGGAGGACGGAGGAGGGAGACGAAGAGGGCGACGGAGGGAUGACGGAGGGAAAUAAAAGAAAACGGUUGUCAGGAAAAUCUUUAGUUUCCCAAAAUACAAUGGACGCAAGAAAAACAAGAUUCCAUGGAGACAGAACCAGAGGGGAGAGAAAAAUAGAAACAACGAGGGAGAGAGAGAGAGAGAGAGAGAGAGAUGAAGGCGACGGGGUGGGGAGGAUUAAAGAGUUUUUGGAAGCCCGAAAUAGAAAGAGGAGGCAAAGAACGAGCAGGGAUUAGAAAAAGAAGAAUGACAGCAGGGCUGCUGAAUGACUCAAGGUCUCCUCGACCAAUCGAAACGGAGCCCCGUCGAGGACGCAACCUCGGGGGGGAUUUGUUCCAGAGAAAGGAUGUGUGACACUGACAAAGUAGAAAAGUUUUCCAGGAUUUUCGCCUGAAUAAAAGACAAGUGGCUUUGAUUUUUUUUGGGGGGUUGACAAAAUGUCCCCCGAGACAUUUGAUGGAAAACUUAAGAUAAGAUUGUUGCCUGUAAACAGAUUCGACAUUAACUUUGGACUUUGAAUGCAACAUAGGUCUUUUACUCCACCGUGAGCCGCCGCAGCUUCCUUGACUUGCGAGGGGACACGAUGAGCCGUUUGUCCACGCUUUUUCUGAAAAAGCGUAGGAAAACCGGCCGCCGCCGGGGACCCGCGCGGAAAAAGAAAAUUUGUCAGGUGGAAGAAAAAGCCACACGGAAAGAAGAAAAAAACACACACACGCACGCAGAUUUUGGAGUUCAAGAGGAGGACGGGGAUGCAUGACACAAGCUUUGUGAAAUCUCAAGACAUUGUUUUGUAAUGAAAAAAAGUUGCAUUUAAUGUGGAUUAUCCUACCGAGAGAGGCGGAUGUGAGAGUGUUAAAACAGAAGAGACAGAGGUUGACAUUGUGGGGGAGAGAGCAGAUUAAAUGUUUUUUUAUCUUUUGUUAGUAGAUGGAGACAUGGAGCAGAGGGUGAGAGAUGGGCGGGAGGGAGGGAAGUGACGAGAGGAUCCGUGGGAGGAGAGGAAAAGAUAGAAAUGUGGGACAAUGAGGGAAAGGAAAAGACGGCACGUAGCAGCGAGAGAGAGUGAGAGACUUCGAACCGACAGGCUGCAAUUUAGUUUGAAACAGAGACGACAUUUUUACUGACAAGUGGACGGAUGAAUGUUUGAAAAACCAAAGCCAUUUUGUUCUUCACUCCCGCCUCUCUGUCAUGUCCAACGCUGCCGUCUCUCUCUCUCUCUCUUUCUCUCUGACUUCAAAUCAGUUUGCUGGAGCCGAACAAGUCGUCACUCAAAAAACUCGUGACAUUAAUCUGAUUUAGUCGCGUUCGGCUGACUGCGCUCACAUUUUGAGUUACGCUUCAAUUUCAGCACGACAUAAUGAGAUG
Molecule: messenger RNA, 2683 nt
Organism: Sander lucioperca (pikeperch)
Lineage: Eukaryota; Metazoa; Chordata; Actinopteri; Perciformes; Percidae
Gene: npy2rl
Product: neuropeptide Y receptor Y2, like
Exons: 5
Coding region: 72-1271 (399 amino acids)
Biological process (GO): G protein-coupled receptor signaling pathway
Cellular component (GO): membrane
Molecular function (GO): neuropeptide Y receptor activity
Source: RefSeq, a predicted model, not a curated record